UUUUGUAAUCAUAUGAAAAGAAAAGUAAGGAAUUUUCCAUUACUCUCUCUCACUUCUCUCUCUCUAAUUCUCACCAAGAACCCAGAAUUGAGAAUAAGAAUCUAUAGAUCAUUAUGCUCACCUCUCUGCUCUUGUUUAAGUGAUGAGCUGAAUCUAACAAACGUUCACACGUGUUAACACCCACACGUGCGACUUCUUCUUUAUUCUCUUCAAAGCCUCUUCUUGAACUAGAAGUUUCUUUUGAACAUGUAUAGUCCAAAUACUCUAGUUGCUUUAGAGUCAUUGCCAAACUUGAACUUGUUUUAUCCUUCUUCUCUUUCAUUAGCUUGAGCAAGCUGAAGCUUCUUUGUGCUUUCUCCAAGCUCCACUUUAAAGUUGAAUCAUACUCAAACAUUUACUGACAGAGGACUGAUUCAUAGAAUAUUUAACAUCAUAAGAUGAUCUUCUCAAUAAUAAUGGCGGUUCUUUUGGCCCAAGCUUCAAGUUUGCCAAAGAAGACUGUCCAGAGUUCGGAUGGGGAUAUUGUAGACUGCUUCGACGUGAGAGAUCAGCCUUCAUUGGAUCACCCACUAUUGCAGAAUCAUGAAAUUCAGGGCGCACCCGCCACAGGAUUACCAUAUAUGAUCAACAAAGCGGGAAAAAGAAGAGUUUGGCAGGUUUGGAACCAAAACGGCACCAGCUGUCCUGACGAAACUAUACCCAUAAGACGUAGCGUGGUCGGGGCUAAAAGAUUUAAGAAAAAACAUUGGACAGAUGUUCGAGUCAAUCGCCGAACAGUUCCAUACGCCGCUGAGGAGGGACACGAGUACGCGAUUGGAGAGGUGGUAUAUCUGCGGGGAAUAUAUGGAACAGUGGCAACUAUGAACGUUUGGAAUCCAUCUGUAGAACAUGGAACAAACGAAUUUAGUUUGUCCCAAAUUUGGCUCGUCGCUGGACAUUACAACGAUUCCGACCUCAACACAGUCGAGGCUGGUUGGCAGGUUUUCCCGGAUCAUUAUCAUGACAGCCAGCCACGACUUUUCGUCUAUUGGACGAAGGACACAUAUCAGAAGACAGGGUGUCUCAACCUCGAGUGCCCUGGUUUUGUUCAAGUCACUAGCGAGUUUGCCAUUGGCAGUGCAUUCUCUCCUACAUCUUCUUACGGCGGCAGCCAGUACGACAUCACGAUGUACAUAUGGAAGGAUACUAAAGAUGGCAACUGGUGGCUGAGCAUUGACUCCUCAGUGAUUGGGUAUUGGCCGGCGAGGCUUUUCACGCAUUUAGCUCACGGGCCGGCGACGUUGGUACAGUGGGGAGGCGAGAUUGUAAACUCUCGCAGCUAUGGCCAGCACACUACCACACAGAUGGGCUCGGGACAUUUUGCAGAGGAAGGCUUCGGCAAAGCAGGUAGCUUCCGAAACCUGAAAAUUAUUGACUACCUCUCGUACAUGCAACCAGUCCAAGAGUUCAUCCUGCAAACGAAGAACCCCACAUGUUAUACUGCCAUAAAGGGAUACAGCGAGGAGUGGGGGAGUCAUUUCUACUACGGCGGACCGGGAUAUAACGCCCUGUGUCCAUAGUGUUUGGACAUUAGGAUAAACUUAUUUCUUUAUGAUAUAUGAUAAAACUAGAGUUUGGAGUGUUUAAUGACGUUAAAUAAAAAACUAGAGUUUGGAUUUCA
Molecule: messenger RNA, 1660 nt
Organism: Arabidopsis thaliana (thale cress)
Lineage: Eukaryota; Viridiplantae; Streptophyta; Magnoliopsida; Brassicales; Brassicaceae
Product: carboxyl-terminal peptidase (DUF239)
Exons: 8
Coding region: 438-1559 (373 amino acids)
Source: RefSeq, marked reviewed